CCGUCAACUUCCCAAAAAAAUAUAGGCCGAGAGGGCUUUUUCGUAAUUUGAAAUCCCUAAACGACACCGUGUUAAGCCCCUCUMCUCCCGCCCGUGGUCUUUCCCCCGGCGCGCCAUAUUCUUUCUUCCAGUCACAAGUCAGAAAUUGCAGGCUCCGACUCCGACGAACAUCGAAGAAGCUUCCGGCGUAAUUCUUCUUCCUCUGCAGCGCUCUCCGUUACGGCGAUCUUUCAGGCUACGUUCAUUGAUGGGGGAUUCCAAGGAAAGUAUAUGGGAAUCAAAAAUCUUAGAUAAUGUACGGACCGGAGAUUAUUUGUCAGUUUGGAGAGGCUAUGGUGCAGUAGGAAUUGUUGGAACAAUUUUUAUUGGCAUUCUUGUAGCCUUUUCACUUCCUAGUAUCUCGUUGGCAAAGAAAAGGUGGAAACGAAGAGGAGUUCCUGUGGAAGUUGGUGGGGAGCCAGGUUAUGCAGUGCGUAAUGCUCAAGUGGCUGAACUUUCUCAGGUUCCUUGGAAAGGAGCUGAAACCAUGGCGGCACUGUUUGAGCAAUCAUGUCGAAAGCAUUCACGGAAUAAAUUCCUUGGAACAAGAAAGUUGAUUUCCAAGGAAUUUGUCACUUCUAGUGAUGGUAGGAAGUUUGAGAAACUUCACUUGGGUGAUUAUGAAUGGCAAACUUAUGGAGAAGUGUUUGAUCGUGCUUGCAACUUUGCAUCUGGGCUUGUUAAUUUUGGCCACAAUGAAGAUACUCGUGCUGCCAUUUAUGCAGAAACUUGUGCUGAGUGGUUUAUUGCCUUUCAGGGAUGCUUUAGGCAGAACAUUACUAUGGUUACGAUAUAUGCUUCUCUUGGUGAGGAAGCCUUAAUCCAUUCUCUUAAUGAGACUGAAGUUUCUACUCUGAUCUGCAAUUCAAAUCAGUUAAGGAAGCUGCUGGCAAUAAGUUCAAGUUUGACAACUAUUCAAAAUAUUAUUUAUUUUGAAGAUGAUGGAUACAAAACUGAUAUUAGCUCUGAAAAUAUGAGCAAUUGGAAGGUUACAUCCUUCUCUGAGAUCAUCAAGCUUGGUAAAGAAAAUCCCGUUGUUCCAAGCUUACCUUCCAGUCACAGUAUCGCUGUUGUGAUGUAUACAAGUGGCAGUACAGGUUUGCCAAAGGGGGUUAUGAUUAGUCACGGCAACAUCGUAGCCACUGCUGCAGGUGUUAUGACAGUUAUUCCAAAACUUGGUAGCAGUGAUGUAUACGUGGCAUACCUGCCCCUUGCUCAUGUUCUAGAACUGGCAGCUGAGACUGUCAUACUAUCUGCAGGAUUGGCAAUGGGUUAUAGUUCGCCAUUAACAAUGACAGACACKUCUAGUAAAAUAAAGAAAGGAACUAAGGGAGAUAUUUCUGUGUUGAAACCAACAAUCAUGACUGCUGUUCCAGCUAUCUUAGAUCGUGUUCGAGAUGGAGUUCUGAAGAAGGUUGAAGAGAAGGGAGGCUUAGUGAAGAAACUCUUCCACAUUGGAUAUAAUCGCCAACUAGCAGCUUCGGAGGGAAGCUGGCUUGGAGCUUGGGGACUUGAAAGACUGUUUUGGAACAUCCUGAUCUUCAAAAAAAUACGUUCAGUACUUGGAGGGCGCAUACGAUUUAUGCUUUGUGGUGGCGCCCCUCUAUCAGGAGAGUCUCAACGGUUUUUCAAUAUUUGCAUGGGGGCUACAAUUGGUCAAGGGUAUGGCUUGACAGAAACAUUUGCUGGAGCUUCCUUUUCCGAAUGGGAUGAUCCAAGCGUGGGACGUGUUGGGCCUCCUCUUCCUUGUUGUUUCAUUAAGCUCGUUUCUUGGGAAGAGGGUGGCUAUAGGACGACUGACAAACCAAUGCCUAGAGGAGAGAUCGUUGUCGGGGGCACCAGUGUCACUGCUGGUUACUUCAAGAACCCUGAAAAAACUAACGAGGUCUACAAGGAUGACGAGAAAGGUAUGCGCUGGUUUUACACCGGAGAUAUAGGAACAUUCCAUCCUGACGGCUGCCUCGAGAUCAUAGAUAGAAAGAAGGAUAUCGUUAAACUUCAGCAUGGAGAGUAUAUAUCCCUAGGGAAGGCUGAGGCAGCCCUACUGUCAAGCAAUURCGUGGAUAAUGUUAUGGUAUAUGCAGACCCCUUCCACAAUUAUUGUGUAGCUCUUGUUGUUCCUUUGCGUCCAGCCCUUGAGAAGUGGGCCAAAGAAGCUGGCAUCAACUUUGAGGAUUUUUCUCAGCUAUGUGAAAAUGGUGAAGCCAUUAGUGAGGUUCAGCGAUCCCUUUCCAAGGUAGCAAAAGAUGCAAAGUUACAAAAAUUUGAAAUUCCUACAAAAAUAAAGUUGGUAGCAGAAGCAUGGAGCCCAGAGUCAGGAUUGGUUACUGCUGCUUUGAAGAUAAAGAGGGAACAACUCAAGGCAAAAUUCAAGAAUGAGCUUCAACAGCUAUACAAGUCUAAAUAAAGGGAGCUCAUCAAAUUUCUAGUGGAACACAAUGACUACUUAAUACGUCUUUUGGUAUCUGUUUGGUACGCAAUUCAAAUUUUCAUUCGGUUUUUUAAAA
This is a messenger RNA of Momordica charantia (bitter melon), 2546 nucleotides long. The record is from RefSeq and is a predicted model, not a curated record. NCBI's taxonomy places the organism in Eukaryota, Viridiplantae, Streptophyta, Magnoliopsida, Cucurbitales, Cucurbitaceae.